This is a messenger RNA of Ipomoea nil (Japanese morning glory), 3712 nucleotides long. RefSeq names its product protein argonaute PNH1-like. The coding region runs from base 911 to 3712 and encodes 933 amino acids. The record is from RefSeq and is a predicted model, not a curated record. Gene Ontology annotation, cellular component: cytoplasm. NCBI's taxonomy places the organism in Eukaryota, Viridiplantae, Streptophyta, Magnoliopsida, Solanales, Convolvulaceae. Gene Ontology annotation, molecular function: RNA binding; protein binding. The transcript has 22 exons. Gene Ontology annotation, biological process: regulatory ncRNA-mediated post-transcriptional gene silencing.
UAAUGAGAGGUGUAUAUUUCUGAAAUUAGGCAAGAAAUCACAUCCACCAACAUUGAAUCCAGAGCCAACCACUUGGACCGUUAUGGUGAAACCAUUCUGGCAGUGAGUUAUGAGACAUCCCUAUCAUGUGUGAACCACCUUGAAUCUCAAACCCUCCAUUUUUUCACACAGUAAUUUAUUUAUUUUUCACACAGUAAUCCUGUUGUCUUCUUGAAAUUACCUCUGGGUUGCAGUUAGUAGUAGUUAAAAAUCCUCUCCUGCCAUAGCUCUCAGCCCAGGAAUUUUACCUUUCUGGCACUAGCCCUCCAACAUUAAUUGCUCUCCUGUCAAUCUUAGUUCACAGUCUCCAGCUUUUUACUGUACCUUAAUUUUUUUUUUUAAAAAAAAAUUAUGACCCACAAUUUCUGGCUUUCUGCUGCUUGAUUAAGAUCAUUCAAGACUUAUUCUUGUCAUUUAAGGUUCUUAGUACCUUUUGCUUGCCCACCCACCCUUCAUGCUUUGAUUGGGAUUUGUUUUACAGUAUUUACUUUUGUUCUUCUUUCUUCUCAUUUGGCCAAUGAAGAAUUCUUUUCUAAAGAAAAGAUCCCAACUUUGAUUCUGGUAGUGGAUGGGUACAAGAAACCAACCAAAAAAUUUCUGAUUAUUGACCGGAGGAUGUUGCAGAAGUCCAGAAGUUCUUGCAUUGUUCACGGACCUCAAUGGGGGUGGGGGGUGGGGGGUGGGGGGGGGGGGUUAAAAACAAAAGAAGAACAGGGUAAGUAACGUAUGGGAUUCUGUCGUCAUCUGUUCUUCCUGACAUUGACACGCCAUUGAAGAUUUAGUUCGUUAGCAUUAAGGAGACAUUCACUUCUGUCCCUUCAUCCCACCACCUCAGGGCACAUCAGAUCAGAGAUUCACAAGAUCAUAGGAAAUGCCUCAGUGGCAGAUGAAAGAGCCUGAGGAAAAGCAUGUGAUCUCCAGAACUCCAUUGCAGGAGUCGAGGAAUCAGAAUUCUGUGUCUCGAAUCUUGUCGAGAUGCGAUGGUGAAGAAGAAGCCAAGAGGAGAAGGGGAAGGAGGAAAGGGAAAGGGGUACAAAUGGAAAAGAUGUUGGAGAUAGGUGGUAAUAAUAAUAAUCCCCCUUCUUCUUCGUCUGACCGGAGGCUUUCUUUCCCCACUAGGCCUGGCUAUGGCCAAUUGGGGACCAAAUGUAUUGUGAAGGCCAAUCACUUCGUCGCUGAGCUAUCCGAUAGGAACUUAAGCCAGUAUACUGUUAAGUUUAGCCCGGAAAUUAAUUCCACUCGAUUGAACAAAGCUAUCAUGACUGAGUUGGUAAAACGCCACAAAGAAACCGAGCUGGGGAAUAGGCUUCCGGUGUAUGAUGGGAGGCGAAUGCUGUACACAGCUGGAUUGCUCCCUUUUAACACAAAAGACUUUAUCAUAACUCUGGCUGAUGAUGAUGAGUGGAGUGGCAUCACAAAGGAGCGUCGAUUUAGUGUCACAAUCAAGUUUUCAGCUCAGGCAGACAUGGCUCAGUUGCACAAUUUUCUCGCUGGGAAACAAGCUGAUGCCCCUUUUCAAGUGCUUAAAAUCUUCGAUGUUGUAUUGAGGGAACUUGCAUCCCAAAGGUAUAUAUCUGUUGGGAGAUUCUUCUAUUCUCCUAGUAUCAAGAAACCACAGGCUCUUGGUAAUGGCUUACAGUCUUGGCGGGGCUUCUAUCAGAGUAUAAAACCGACUCAAAUGGGACUAUCACUGAAUAUUGAUAUGUCAACGACAGCAUUCAUAGAACCUCUCCCGGUUGUUGAGUUUGUAGCUCAAGUUUUAGGACGAGAUAUAAGUUCCAGGCCACUCUCCGAUGCAGAUCGGGUUAAGGUUAAGAAAGCCCUGAGAGGUGUGAAAGUUGAAGUUACGCACAGGGGAAACAUUAGAAGAAAAUACAGAAUUUCGGGUUUAACAUCACAACCAACCAGGGAGCUAAUUUUUCCCGUUGAUGAGGAAAAGAACAUGAAAUCAGUAAUCGAGUAUUUUCAAGAGAUGUAUGGAUAUACCAUUCAAUAUCCGCAUUUACCUUGCCUCCAAGUGGGAAGUCAAAGGAAAGUUAAUUAUUUACCAAUGGAGGCUUGUAAGAUUGUUGAGGGGCAGAGGUAUACGAAACGGCUGGAUGAGAAGCAGAUAACUUCGUUGCUAAAAUCUUCAUGCCAAAGGCCUCGAGAGCAAGAACUCGACAUUUUGCAGGUUGUUAAGCAAAAUGGAUACAAGGAAGACCCCGUUGCCAAGGAAUUUGGCAUCAACAUUGAUGAUAAGCUAGCAUCGGUUGAAGCUCGUGUUCUCCCUGCCCCAUGGUUGAAAUACCAUGAUUCUGGAAAGGAAAAGGAAUGUCGACCCCAGCAAGGUCAGUGGAACAUGAUAAAUAAGAAAGUAAUUAAUGGAAGCACCGUCAACCACUGGGCUUGCAUCAAUUUCUCGCGUAAUGUCCAGGAAAACGCUGCUCGUGGCUUUUGCCAACAGCUAGCCCAGAUGUGUCAAGUCUCUGGAAUGGAAUUUAAUUGUGAGCCAGUCAUCCCGAUCUAUUCGGCUAAACCAGAUCAGGUAAAGAAGGCUUUGAACUACGUUUAUAACGUUGCUGCCAACAAACCCGGGGGAAAAGAGCUAGAACUACUCAUAGCCAUUCUUCCAGACAAUAACGGUCCGUUGUAUGGUACUCUGAAGCGAAUUUGUGAAACAGACCUGGGACUGAUAUCGCAGUGCUGCCUCACGAAAUAUGUCUUAAAGAUCAGCAAACAAUACCUGUCGAAUGUAUCGCUUAAGAUUAAUGUGAAGAUGGGAGGAAGAAAUACUGUGCUUUUAGAUGCUUUAAGAUGGAAAGUUCCUCUGGUGAGCGACAUCCCAACGAUCAUUUUCGGGGCUGAUGUUACUCAUCCCGAAUCUGGAGAGGACUGUAGCCCAUCAAUAGCUGCUGUCGUGGCCUCGCAAGAUUGGCCCGAAGUUACCAAGUAUGCGGGUUUAGUGUGUGCUCAGCCACAUCGACAAGAACUCAUUCAGGAUCUUUACAGAACAUGGCACGAUCCUCAAUGGGGGAAAGUUUCUGGAGGCAUGAUUAGGGAACUUUUGCUGGCAUUUAAGAAGGCCACGGGACAAAAACCGCUGAGGAUAAUAUUCUAUAGGGAUGGUGUGAGCGAUGGGCAGUUCUAUCAGGUUCUACUGUACGAGCUUGAUGCUAUCCGCAAGGCUUGUGCAUCACUGGAACCGGGUUACCAACCUCUGGUUACUUUCAUUGUUGUCCAAAAACGUCAUCACACGAGGCUUUUUGCUAACAACCAUAAUGACCGAAACCAUAUGGACAGGAGUGGGAAUGUGUUACCUGGUACUGUGGUGGAUUCUAAGAUUUGCCAUCCUACAGAAUUCGAUUUUUAUCUAUGCAGUCAUGCUGGAAUUCAGGGGACCAGUCGUCCUGCACACUACCAUGUUCUUUGGGACGAGAACAACUUCACAGCAGAUGAAAUCCAAUCUCUGACAAACAACCUUUGUUAUACGUAUGCACGAUGCACUCGGUCUGUUUCUGUUGUCCCUCCUGCAUAUUAUGCACAUUUGGCGGCCUACAGAGCGCGAUUUUAUGUCGAUAACGACGCCCACGAGAACGGCUCGAUGCGCUGCACGCGCACCACGAAUGGCUCCGGGGUGCGGCCCCUGCCGGCAUUGAAGGAGAAGGUGAAAAAUGUGAUGUUCUAUUGCUAG